This is a messenger RNA of Aegilops tauschii subsp. strangulata, 1074 nucleotides long. NCBI's taxonomy places the organism in Eukaryota, Viridiplantae, Streptophyta, Magnoliopsida, Poales, Poaceae. The record is from RefSeq and is a predicted model, not a curated record.
AUGACUGAGGGACACAAGUACCAAUCAUCAAUCUCUGAGUGGGCUGCACUUAUUAAUGGCCCCAAGGAAGAAGAAAAUGAUGUUGAUGUAUAUGAAAAGCCCAGGAUGGACCACAACUCAAUGGUGAAUAUGUACAAGGAAACUCCCAAGAAAGAUCUUGGUAUACACAAGCCUGGGUCAGUCAAGCAUUUGCUAGCAGGGUUGGCCACAACCAACACUAUCUUAAGGCAUACUCUUUUGCCCAAGUCUGGAGAUGACAAGAUGAUACGUGGCCACUCCAUCAAUUUGCUUCACUUGUUUGACAACCCUCGGAAGUUCAAAGUUAUGAGUUUGAUUGUAGAGACGGUCAAGAGGAUAGUUGCUGACCAGAAGAGGUCUUGUGGAUAUGCUCCACACAUUCAGAUGCUUAUCAACUCCAAAGUUGGUACAGAAACAAAUCUACUUGAUCGCGAGCAUCUCCCUCUUCAGCCAGAGUUCGAGGAUAAUGUGGUCAUGAUGGAUUCCUCACACCCCACAUCUGUUGAGGCUCAAGAGGAGAUCCAGGCAGCAGCAGUAGCAAAAGCAACCAAAGAGGCUUCAGCUCCCAAUGCACCCAUUGCAAACCUCAAGUUAAAGAAUGAUCAGAUGACAUAUCUUCUAGAGGCCACCCUAAGGAUUGAGAGGAGUCUGGCCAACAUCUCCAAGAACAAGGAGAGUCUAGAGCGGGUUGUCGAGACAAAAAUUAAUGAUCUUGAUGUGAAGAUCUCCGAGGUUCAGACAGUUCUGGAGAAGCUGCAGUCAGAUGUUGAGGCAAGCAGGAUUGCUGCCGAGGACAGUGGAGACAAGAGACCUGCCACUCAGAGGUUCCAGACUAUACCCAGGGCACCCAGAUCUUCAGCCGUGCCAGUUGCAGAUAUGAGGCCUACUCACUCUGUACCUGCCGCUACUGCUCUAGUGCCACCUCCAGUGUCUACUCCACCGGUCCAGCAGACAUCUUCAGAGGCAUUUACAGAUGCACUUCUCUCCACGCCAUCUACGCACACCGGAGCCACAAGCCAGAAGACCCCUUCAGGAACUCUAGAGGAUCGUAGCUAG